Molecule: messenger RNA, 735 nt
Organism: Microthlaspi erraticum
Lineage: Eukaryota; Viridiplantae; Streptophyta; Magnoliopsida; Brassicales; Brassicaceae
Source: the annotation of a GenBank genome assembly
AUGGGCGUAAACGCGAGCGAUGUACCUACAGCUACGACUUGUGACCAUUACUGUAACCAGACGUUGGAGAGUCGUCACAAAGAUGGAGGGGUCAAUAAUUACAUAAUUUAUGGUUUCCCCUACUCCACCAAUACCUGGCGUGCUCUUGCCGUUCUCAACGAGAAAGGCCUUCCUUACACACGCAUCAAAGUCGACUUGAGAAGCGGUGAACAGAAGAAGCAACCUUUUCUUUCUAUCAAUCCAUUUGGUCAAGUCCCAGUUUUAAAAGACGGUGAAUUUAAGUUGGCUGAAUCCCGAGCUAUAUCAGAAUACCUCGAGACUGCUCAUAGAUCAAGCGGCUCACAACUCCUGGAUCACGAAAGCUACAAGACAAUGGGAACACAAAAAAUGUGGAUUUAUAUUGAAUCUUUUAAGUUCGAUCCACCCUCAACGAUACUGAAUUAUGAGCAAGCCAUCAAGCCUUUGAUGGGUCUAAAGACGGACUAUAAGCUCGUGAAUGAGACCGUGCCCAAGUUAGAGAAGGUUUUAGAUGUCUAUGAAGAACGACUCAAAAAUUCUAGCUUCUUGGCUGGUGAAAGCUUCACAUUAGCUGAUCUUUACCACCUUCCCAAUAUACAAAACCUUAUGGGCACACCUUCGAAGAUACUGUUCGAAACUCGGCCUAGCGUUCACCGGUGGGUGGCUAAUAUUACGGCUAGACCGGCUUGGAAGAAGGCUUGUGAUGUGAAUUGGUGA